AUGGUUCCGAAUAGAUUCCAUAUUAGAUCAGGGGUAGUGGCUCUCAUAUUCUCUGCUGCUGCCACAUUGUUUUUGUUUUUUAUCAUCUUAUCAGGCUCCUCCAAGAACCCAUCAACUCCCUUGAACCGCUUCUAUUGGGUGGAAGCUGAUACUUCAAGCAUUUCUGGGGCCCCAGCAAGAACCAGAUGGACCUAUUGGGGAGUUUGUGAGCAAAUCAAUUCACACACAAAAAAUUGCACUGGGUUAGGGCCAGCGGUUCCAAUUUCUCCUGUCAACAACUUUCAAACCGAGGACGGGGUUCCUAGCUAUUUUAUUAACAACAAGAACUCGCUCUACUACUUAUCCAGAGUUGGUUGGGGGCUUUUGUUCGUCACUUUGGCGUUCUCGGUGAUUUGUGUUAUUUUGGCUAGCGUCACCAUUUGCUCGCAUCAUGCUCAAGCUCUCACCUCAUUUUUCUCUCUAGGGGCAACUAUCUUUAACUUUGGUGCUGCCGCCCUCCUUACCGCGGCAAUUGCUAUGACAAAAAAACAUUUUUCGAAUUCAAGCAUUGGCUCAAUUUUGAUGGGCUUUUUGUGGACCUCAGCCGUGUGCAAUCUUAUUACCUUAGUGGCAACGUUUGGCUCAUUUGUCAGAGAGUACUAUAGAAGGUCUAAGGCCGGUCUUGGAACUGAUGAGAGCAUGUUUACCAACGAACCUAAGAAGUCAGUUUCAACAAACGUUCCUUUGCCAGACCAGCUGGGCGUAGGAGCAGGCGUUGGACCUUCUACUAGCCAGCCUGUAGCGUACGAGAAUCCUUAUGGUACCAACGAAGCUCCUGCUGAGCAACCAGCAGCCAAAAGUCGGGCAAUAAAAUUCUUCAGUAUCAAGAAAAAUAAGAAGCUUGAGGAAGAGAUUUAG
This is a messenger RNA of Saccharomycopsis crataegensis, 897 nucleotides long. RefSeq names its product SUR7/PalI family protein. The transcript has a single exon. Gene Ontology annotation, cellular component: plasma membrane; membrane raft; cell cortex. The record is from RefSeq and is a predicted model, not a curated record. Lineage: Eukaryota; Fungi; Ascomycota; Saccharomycetes; Ascoideales; Saccharomycopsidaceae. Gene Ontology annotation, biological process: fungal-type cell wall organization; septin cytoskeleton organization; cortical actin cytoskeleton organization. Bases 1 to 897 code for a protein of 298 amino acids.